CUUCGCCCAACACGCGCUGCGGCGGGCCUUUGCGCGAGAGCCGAGCCCGAAGCCGCCAGUCCCCUGCCCCCACCAUGGCGUCGUCGGGCAGCGCCAUCCAAAUCCCGACCCGCCUGCCGCUGCUGCUGACGCCCGAGGCCGUGCUGCUGCCGGGCUCAACCAUGCGCGCCAGCGUGGACUCUCCGCGGAACAUGCAGCUGGUGCGGAGCCGGCUGCUGAAGGGCACGUCGCUCAAGAGCACCAUCCUCGGCGUCAUUCCUGACACUAAGGACCCGGCCAGCGACCUAGACGCGCUGCCGCCGCUCCACAGGAUUGGCACAGCUGCACUGGCUGUUCAGGUGGUCGGCAGCAACUGGCCCAAGCCCCAUUAUACUUUGCUGUUGACGGGACUCUGCAGGUUCCAGAUUUUGCAGCUGGUGAAGGAGAAACCGUAUCCCAUUUCUGACGUUGAACAGUUGGAUCGGCUAGAACAAUUUACCGACAAGUCUUCAUCUGAGGAGGAGCUGGGAGAGCUGUCGGAGCAAUUUUAUAAAUAUGCAGUGCAGCUGGUUGAGAUGCUGGAUAUGUCGAUCCCUGCAGUGGCAAAACUGAGACGCUUGUUGGACAAUCUACCCAGGGAAGCUCUGCCAGAUAUAGUCACUUCGAUCAUCCGUACCAGCAACCAGGAGAAGCUUCAGAUCUUGGACGCCGUUGGUUUGGAGGAACGAUUCAAAAUGACCAUACCCUUGCUUGUUAGACAGAUUGAAGGUUUGAAGCUUCUGCAGAAGACCAGAAAACACAAGCAGGAUGAUGACAAAAGGAUUGUAGCAAUACGUCCUAUGCGGCGGAUCGGCCACAUUCCAGGUGCUGUGGAUGAGGAGGAGGAGGAUGAAGACCAUGAUGAUAUUAUAAUUCUUGAAAAAAAGAUCCAAGCCUCUCGCAUGCCUGAGCAAGCUCUCAAAGUGUGUGUCAAGGAAGUUAAAAGGUUAAAGAAGAUGCCUCAAUCCAUGCCAGAAUAUGCCUUAACCCGAAAUUAUUUGGAACUGAUGGUGGAACUACCGUGGAGCAAAAGUACAAAAGAUUGCCUGGAUAUCCGUGCAGCCAGAAUUCUUCUGGACAAUGACCAUUAUGCUAUGGAGAAACUGAAGAAGAGAGUGUUGGAAUAUUUGGCUGUCAGGCAACUAAAGAACAAUUUAAAGGGGCCCAUCCUUUGCUUCGUAGGCCCCCCUGGAGUUGGAAAAACAAGUGUGGGCCGAUCUGUGGCGAAGACUUUGGGCCGAGAGUUCCACCGGAUCGCGCUAGGUGGAGUGUGUGACCAGUCUGACAUCCGAGGUCACAGGCGCACGUACGUUGGCAGUAUGCCUGGGCGUAUCAUCAAUGGCUUGAAGACUGUUGGAGUUAACAAUCCUGUCUUCCUACUAGAUGAGGUGGACAAGCUUGGAAAGAGCUUGCAAGGGGAUCCUGCAGCUGCAUUACUUGAGGUCUUGGAUCCUGAGCAAAACCAUAGCUUCACAGACCAUUACUUAAAUGUGGCCUUUGAUUUGUCUCAAGUCCUCUUCAUAGCCACUGCGAACACUACUUCCACCAUCCCAGCUGCUUUAUUGGACAGAAUGGAGAUAAUUCAGGUUCCAGGAUACACACAAGAAGAAAAGAUAGAAAUUGCGCAUCGGCAUUUGAUUCCAAAACAGCUGGAACAGCAUGGGCUGACUCCUCAACAGAUUCAGAUUCCCCAAGAAGCAACACUGUUGAUUAUCACCCGCUACACCCGAGAGGCAGGAGUUCGCUCUUUGGAUCGCAAACUUGGAGCCAUUUGCCGAGCAGUUGCCGUAAAAGUGGCUGAAAGCCAACACAAGGAGACAAGGCCGGAUCGCUCUGAAGGGACAGAAGGAGACUGGAAAGAGCAUAUCACAGAAGAUACAAAAUCUGAUACUAUCAAUGACACAUCUGACCUAGCUCUGCCACCUGAAAUGCCAAUUUUAAUUGACUUCCAUGCCCUGAAAGACAUCCUUGGGCCACCUAUGUAUGAACUUGAAGUGUCUGAGCGACUGAAUCAACCAGGCGUAGCAAUAGGCUUGGCUUGGACACCAUUAGGGGGAGAGAUCAUGUUUGUAGAAGCCAGUCGGAUGGAUGGGGAAGGCCAGUUGACUCUGACCGGGCAGUUGGGUGAUGUCAUGAAGGAAUCGGCCCAUCUUGCGAUCAGCUGGCUGCGCAGCAAUGCAAAGAGAUACCAGCUGACAAAUGCUUCUGGAAGUUUUGAUCUCCUUGACAACACAGACAUCCAUCUGCACUUCCCAGCUGGAGCUGUCACAAAAGAUGGACCAUCUGCUGGUGUUACCAUAGUAACCUGCCUUGCCUCCCUCUUCAGUGGGCGGCUUGUGCGUUCAGAUGUAGCCAUGACUGGGGAAAUUACACUAAGAGGACUCGUUCUUCCAGUUGGUGGAAUAAAGGACAAAGUGCUAGCAGUGCACAGAGCCGGCCUGAAGAGAGUCAUCAUUCCUCAAAGGAAUGAAAAGGAUCUUGAAGAAAUUCCAGCAAAUGUACGGCAGGACCUCAAUUUUGUGAUGGCGAGCACCCUGGACGAUGUUCUUAAUGCAGCCUUUGAUGGGGGAUUUUCCUCAAAGGCCAGUCUUGACCACGUGAAUAGUAAACUCUAAACAGAUUGAUGAAGUUCACCGAAAGAACAAGAUAUAAAGCUGGUAUUUACCUAGUAGCCUGUAAAAUGCCAGCAUGCGUUAAAAAGGGCAAUGGUAGGCCACCUGACAUUAGAUUUUUUUUUCAGAGAGGGAAGGGGUUAUUUUUUAAUGGAACAGCUACAUCUCUUGCUGCUGCUUCUGAUUGGGGAUGUUCUGCAGAGAUAGAUUUGAAUGCUUAAACUCUUAAGGAUGGUUAUUUCCCAAUGCUAUUAAGGGAUAGAUUUACACAUGUACAGAAUAGCAGUAUCUCAUCACAUGAGCCCUCAAGAAAGCUUUGUCCCCCCCUUUAUUCAGUGAAUGAAUACUGAGAUUUACUUUGCUGGAAUGUCAGAGUUCUUGUCAAUUUAUUGUUGUUGCCAGGCAAAGCUUUCUCCUUUCCCCAGUAAGCAUGCAUAAAUGAAGAAGCAUUGCAAGCAUAAUCUUGAGAGGCGCCCCUGCCCCCAGCUCUAGUGCCAGUGCAGAGAAGAUGUUCAAGUCUGAAUGUGCAAUAACUGAUAGGCCAAUGCCAAACCCCUCAGAUUAGACAGUGGCUGGUGAGGCCACCAGGAAGCAUUAAUUUCUUUGAAACUGUGUCUGAAUUGAACUCCUGGUUCCUGCUGCUUCUGAACUCCUGAAAAUUAAUAAUUGUGAUGGACAAAGAAACAAUUGGUUUCUUUCAGGCAAAUUUGUAACGGUGCUAUUUAAUGUUUAAUUGGAAACUUAAUUUUGUCAGCAUAUACAAUAUUUUAUUUACUGAAGUUGUGCCAUUUAAGUUCAGGUGCAUUAACAUGUAAGACACAACUUCCUUUUCAUGAUAGUUCAACCGUUUCCCUCGUGGGACAGGCACACAUCCUACAACAGUGCAUAGAGCAUCACAGGAACAUUUAGCCCAUUAGAUGCUGAUUGUUUUUACCACUGUCAGGGCAGAUAGCCUCAACUAUCUCAAAAUGCUAGCUGGCUGAUACAGGCAUCAAUGAACCCAAGUCAUUUUCCUGUUCCAUGAAUGUAAAAUGUGACAUAAAGAAAAGUGAAGUCUUUGUAAUGCAUAAGCAAACGUAUUGUUGGAUGUUAUGAGCAAAUGCACUCUUCCUAUAUGAAAA
Molecule: messenger RNA, 3751 nt
Organism: Candoia aspera
Lineage: Eukaryota; Metazoa; Chordata; Lepidosauria; Squamata; Candoiidae
Gene: LONP2
Product: lon peptidase 2, peroxisomal
Exons: 15
Coding region: 75-2633 (852 amino acids)
Biological process (GO): protein processing; protein catabolic process; protein quality control for misfolded or incompletely synthesized proteins
Cellular component (GO): peroxisomal matrix
Molecular function (GO): ATP-dependent peptidase activity; ATP binding; ATP hydrolysis activity
Source: RefSeq, a predicted model, not a curated record